Messenger RNA from Amphiprion ocellaris (clown anemonefish), 4478 nucleotides. It is a transcript of the gene ngfb, whose product is annotated as nerve growth factor b (beta polypeptide). The record is from RefSeq and is a predicted model, not a curated record. Gene Ontology annotation, molecular function: growth factor activity; nerve growth factor receptor binding. The transcript has 4 exons. The coding region runs from base 477 to 1058 and encodes 193 amino acids. Gene Ontology annotation, biological process: positive regulation of collateral sprouting; nerve development; memory. Lineage: Eukaryota; Metazoa; Chordata; Actinopteri; Pomacentridae.
ACAAGUGCAAGACUCAGAAAGGACUGUUUUGGAUAAUUCACUAAAGAAUCUGUUUUCCCACUCUUUGGCAUCUUCUGGAAUUGGAUACAAACUGGAAUAUAUUUCAGUGAGCCCCGGGAGUCUUGCAUCAGUGAGCUUUUUCAGAGGGCUUUCUUCUAAAAAAUGCUGUGCAAGUUAUUAGACUGCUGCUGGAGGUUCAAAGUUGGACAUCAGACCCAAUAGUGAGCUGAUCAUCUGCUCCAUCCCCUCAGAAACUGUCGAGGCUUAGGCUCAUCAGGUUACAAUAGCAGCGAUCAGACCUGCACUCGUCUCCUUGGGCUAGGGCUGAGGACAGGAGGCAGACGAGGGCAGAGGUGUGCUGGAUGGAGGCCACAGCCAGGCCUGAUGGCAGGAGGCAUCCAGAGCACUAAUCAAACCCUCUAGGAGCCACAGAGGAGAUACAGUUCACGUGGAGACACUGAGAAGCUUGUGUGCCCAUGAGGUCGUCUACGCUGGUCCUGUUCCUCCUGUUCAGCGCCCGGACGGUGGCCACCAUCAGAGGGGAGCAGAAGGAUCCAGGCAACUCCCCCAACUCCAUCCCCAACGUGGACCCCAAGCUCUUCACCAAGCGCCACUACCUCUCGCCCAGGGUGCUCUUCAGCUCCCAGCCCCCCGAUGCAGAGCCGGAAGGGUCUCAGGGUGGCGGCAGAAGGACCCGUAGGCGAGCGGGGCAGCCUCAGCACCGCGGGGUGUACUCGGUGUGCGAGAGCAUUAGCGUCUGGGUGGGCAACAAGACCAAGGCGACGGACAUCAAAGGCAACGAGGUGACAGUGCUGCCGGACGUGAACAUCAACAAUGUCACCAAGAAGCAGUACUUCUUCGAGACGACGUGUCACAGCUCUCAGUCGGGCAGCUCGGGCUGUUUAGGGAUCGACGCGAGACACUGGAACUCCUACUGUACCAACUCGCACACUUUUGUAAGAGCGCUGACUUCGUUCGAGAACCUGGUGGCGUGGAGGCUCAUACGCAUCAACGUGGCCUGCGUGUGCGUGCUCAGCCGCAAGUCAUGGCGGCAGUGAGGACUUCAUCUGCACACACACUCAGAUACAGAACGUACACAGACAUGCUCAUGCUAACAUGCAGACAGCUGUGACUUUGUCUGCAUGACUUCUCACCAAAGACUUCUCACUCUCUGCACAAAGUAAAUUAUUGGUAUAUGUCCAAGUAUCAGGACUGCAUGUAUACACACCAGACCUGGGUCAAAGAGUAUCUGCAGUUGGUUUGUUUGCUGUUAACUGUUUGGAGUACCAAGGGUGUAGCUGGGGUUCUAUUUGAGCUAUAGGUUGUAACACAGUGAAAAAACUCUAAAUCUUACCAAGUCUAUGUGUCUUAUUUUUAGUCAAAAUGUCCCAUCCCACUUGAUUUAAGAUAAAUUCACCUAACAAGUGACAAUUCAGCAAGGCAAUGCAUCUUAAAUAUAUUGUUAAGUCAAACAAUCUUGAAAUUAUCUUGUUUUGAGUUGAAUUUUACAAGAAAACUCAAAAUAAGUUUAACCCUCGUGUCGUCCUGCGGGUCAAAAUUGACCCGUUUUAAAGUUUGCAAAUGCGGAAAAAAAAUAUAUUUUCAGAGUGAAACUUCUGAUGUUCACAUUUUCAACAUUUUUGGAAAAUCUUUGAACAUUUUUGGUGGGAAAAAAAGAAAUGUUAAAAAUGUUUCUUGAGAACAUUCACUAAAAAAUCAAACAAAAUCCAGCAAAUUUCGCUGGAUUUUGGUUGAUUUUUUUGCGAAUGUUCUUAAAGAAAAUAUUAGAAGUUUUACUGAUAUAUAUAUGGAAUCACUUUAGAUAUUUUUAGGAUUUUUACUCAUUUUUUGAAAAUAUGUACAAGGAUUUUCUUCCCAAAUUUGGGGGAUUUUUUUAAAAUUAAACUUUUAAGGGAAACUUUUAAGGAACUAGUGGAGUUUUCUUCCUGAAGGUUUUGCAAAUUUUCAGAAAUUUGGGGAAUUUUUUUGCUGAUUUUUGGGAUUUUUUUCAGACAAGGAAACAAUGUUUUUUGGUGCCCGUAAAUGAAGACAGCAGGAGGGUUAAUAUAUCUCAAAUUAGGAGGUUAUAUGAAAGCGAAAAUCUAUUUUUGAGUGAAAAACUGUUUUUCUUUUUAGCAUGUCUGGCUUAUUUUAAGACACCUAAGAUUGACAAUCCUGGUAAAAUAGAGCUUAAAAUAAGUUUUCCCAUCUAAUUUUAAGAUCUCAAUAUUCUAAAUAUCAUAUCUUAUUUCAAGAAAUGUUACCAAGACAUUUUUCACUUGUUCUAUUGGCAGAUUUUUUCACUUAUUUCAAGGUAGACGUUCCUUGAAAUAAGUUUUUUUUUCUUGUUUUGAGAGGAGCAUUUUUUUCCAGUGUAGACUCUGUUUGUGAAGGUUUAAAAUGCAGCUAAGCGCUAAGCUAGACCUGGACUGAACACAACUUAUAGUCAUCGCUCUGAAAAACGCUCUGAAAAGCUAACUUAGUAGGAAAAUUAUUCCUACUAAAACUUGAGACUAAUCAUUCAGAGCAUGUAGGAUCUACUUGUAACCAACGUAAAACACCUUUGGAGCGUGAAAGUGGAGGAAUUUUUAAUUUUAUCUUUCACUUCCAAAACUUCGCUUUUCCCACUUUGACAAUGACAGGCCCGAGUUCAGCUGAACCACAGCUAAACGGCAGCUUAACAAGAUGUAUGGUGAUUACAAGAUCCUCCCCAAACAGCCACAGGUGAUGCAGACUCGGAAAACGGCCAUUAAGGAAACUGGUUUCAGCUAUCUGAUUUUGCUUGAUUGCUGAGUGCUCAGGAAGGAAUUUCAAAAUACCGCUGAAACAAUACACAGCGCGCGCUUUAUCGUUUGUAGUCUAGUUACACUUUUGAUAAACACAGACAUCUUUUUGUAGAAUUUUGUUUGAUAAAUUUUGAUACAGAUGCAAUUCCGUUUGUGUAUUUAAACCUGCCAUGCAGAACUUUUGUCUCUAACUUCUGGCAGUUACAGUAUUUACAUAAACACUGUCGACACACUUUUGCUUAUCGAUCGCUUUCUUUUUUUAGACUGUAAUCUUUCUUUUGAGCGCUAAGUUUCCUUUUUAUCUGGAGCAUCAGAAACUUUUCUUGGAUGCUUCCUAGGUUUUCCCACCUUGUUGCUGUAGUCUAAUACAUCUCCAUUGCUAUGGUUGCAAAUCAAUCAGUGCUGGUUUACAUAAAAUGCAUCGAUACUGCCGUGCAAACGUGAUGAUAUCGCCACAGGUACCAGAUUUAAAACUCCAGUAGCCUAUAAUGCAGAAUAGAAUGCUACAUUGUUUUAGCUAAUAGUGUUGAAAGGCUCAUUGAUGAUUAGGAAACCCUUGUGCAAUUAUGUUAGCACAUGGAUAAAAGUGUGAGUUUUCAUGGAAAACAUGAAAUUGCCUUUGAAACUUUUCAGCACUAGUGUACAUGGAUGGAAUUAAUUGAUCUCCAUAGUCUGUCGCUUAAUUAGUAAUUUUCUCUGAAGUCAAAAAUAAACUACUAGUAUGUGAAGUUUCUGAAAUGAAUGAUGGCAGUUUUGAUGAUUUAGACCAGGGGUGUCCAACAUGUGGCCCGCGGGCCAAAACCGGCCCUCCAGAGGGUCCAAUCCGGCCCGACUUUGUAAAGAGUAAAAAUUACAACGAAGACAUUAACUGCAGAUUUGUAAAACUUUAAAAUAAUUUCUAGACCAUGACAACUUGUUUUGAUCAUAAAGUAAAAUACUAGAUUGUUCACUGUUCUUUUGUCAUUUUGUGUCAUUUUGUCUUGUUUUUGUCUUUUUUAUGUCUGACUUUUGUUGUUCGUCUCACAUUUUUGUCGUUUUGUUUUUUGUCUUAUUUUUGUCAUUUUGUGUUUUGCUUUAUUGUUUUGUGUGUCGUUUCAUUUCACGCUUUUGUCAUUUUUUGUCUUGCUUGUGUCAUUCACAGCUAUGAUGCUGUGACUUUACUGGUCACUGCAGAUCAAAUUGGGCUGAAUGUGGCUUCUGAACUAAAAUGAGUUUGACACCCCUGAUUUAGACUAAUCUGCCCUUAUACACUGAGUUAUAUGCAGAAUUAUAUUCUACCAUUUUUCAGUCUUCACAGCAGCCUUUAUUCAGGUGUGUUUAGUUGAUGUCUCUUGGACACAGCAUCUCGGUUUAGACUAAACCAGAGGUGUACUUUAACCUGCAGCUUCCAGCGAGGAUUACAAGACCGUGUGAUUGUGCUCCAGACAGCACAGGCUUAAACCUGUAUUAAUCCUAAACUGAGGCUAAGCUAGCGAGAGCAAUAGCCUCUAGGAGUUUUGGCACAAUAACACAGUGGAGCUACUUACAGUAUUUUUCUGCUGCCUAUUAUCCCGUCUUAUAGCACAUCCCACUCACUGUAGAAGUCACACCCACUAAUUUCACAAAUACAAUUUGACCCAGGCCUGACAUAAGCAAAACUUUUGUUAAAAUGUUGUUGUUGAUAUUGUUAUUUAUUAAACACUUACAAACAUG